AAAUUGAAAAAGCAGAUCUUGGGGAUUCGCUUGUUUCGAAAGAGGAAGAAAGGCACGAGGUUGAAGCUGGAAAUCGGGGUCAGUGAAAAAACUGAGCUUUGUAGUGUGAAAUCAGAACUUGGGUUUUCUGGGGUUCCAAAAGAGGAUGAAAAAACUGAACUUGUUGACUUUAACUCGAAUGCUGAGGGCAGAAGUGAAGCUGAAAUUGGGGUUUCAGCUGUGGAGGUGAAAAGUCAAUUUGUGGAUUGUGAGAUGACACCUUGCGAUUCUAAGAUCUCGCAAGAAGAUGAACCUAGUAGUAGAUUAGACGAAGAAGGAUCUUUGUUGGAGACCAGUGUUUUGAACAAGGAACUUGGUGUCAAUGUAAUUAAUGGGGAGCAAAUUGUUGGGUUGGGUGGCAGCAAGUUUGAGUAUGGUGAUGAAGAGAGGGAGAGGUUUAAUGGCAUUCUAAAGCGUUAUGUAGGAACUCACAACUUCCACAAUUUCACGACAAGAACAAAGGCAGAAGACCCAUCAGCUCGGAGAUACAUAAUCUCCUUCAAUGCUGAUCGUGUUGUUAGUCUUGAAGGGAUUGAGUUUGUGAGAUGUGAGGUUGUUGGCCAGAGCUUCAUGCUUCAUCAGAUACGGAAGAUGAUUGGUCUCGCAGUUGCCAUGAUGAGGAAUUGCUGCCCAGAGUCCUUGAUGGAUAUGGCGCUAAGACAGGAUAUAAAUAUCAAUGUGCCAACGGCGCCAGAGGUUGGGUUGUAUUUAGAUGAAUGUUUCUUCACUUCUUACAACCAAAAGUGGAAGGAUUCACAUGAGGCACUCUCCAUGGAUGCUUAUGCUAAACAAGCUGAAGAAUUUAAGUUGAAAUAUAUAUUCUCUCACAUUGCGUCUAUGGAACACAAAGAAGGAGCUGUUGCUCUAUGGCUUCAUUCCUUGAACCAUCGUAAUUAUCCUGAUUUUCGUUUCCAAGAGUCAAAGGGAAGGUCUGCAAACGGUGAACAUGCCAAAGUUGAUAAAAUGGCAGAUUAAUUUCCUCUUAUGAACAUUCUGUUAUGGUAUGUUACAAUUUUCUUCUUUAUCGAUUCAGAGAGAAGGUUUGUUGUAUUUUUUCCCCUGAUAAUUACUUUUAUUGAUUAAGGACUCCGUUAUAGUCA
Molecule: messenger RNA, 1139 nt
Organism: Asparagus officinalis (garden asparagus)
Lineage: Eukaryota; Viridiplantae; Streptophyta; Magnoliopsida; Asparagales; Asparagaceae
Product: tRNA pseudouridine synthase A, mitochondrial-like
Exons: 2
Biological process (GO): mRNA pseudouridine synthesis; tRNA pseudouridine synthesis
Cellular component (GO): nucleus
Molecular function (GO): pseudouridine synthase activity; RNA binding
Source: RefSeq, a predicted model, not a curated record